AUGGCUAGUGGCAGAAGUAGACGUGAUCCUGCAUGGGAGCACGGAGAACAAAUCCCUGAUAACAAAAAUGGCAGCAUAUGCAAAUAUUGUGGGGUUACGAUGAAAAGUGGUGGAGUGACACUUCUUAAAUACCAUCUCAGUGGACUUGAUCCAGGAAACAAUGUGCAACAAUGUGAGGCCGUUCCAACAGAAGUGAAGAAUUUCAUCAAAACCUUAUUGAUGAAUAAACAAAAAAAUAAAGCACAAAAAGCACAUACAAUGGAAGAGAUUCGAGCAGAGCUUCGUGGAGACAUAAUUGGCUCAAAAGAUGAUAGCGACGAUGAGGUGUAUGAUGAUGAUGACAUGGGUCUUGAGGAACGAGCAGCAUUCCUACAAGCAAUUCGUAACUCCAAACAAGCACAAUGGGAAAGGGAACACCUCCACAAAGUUCCUAACAGAGGACAAUCUUCUGGGUCUAGUAGAGGCACACAUAUGCAACGAGCCUCAAGUUCCAGAGAAUCACAACCAAUGCAACCGUUGGCACCAAAUCUUAGCAAAUCAUUCCAAGCCCGCCAAAAGAGUAUUAAAAAUCUCUUUUCAAAAGGUUCAGUAAAGGAGGUAAUGGGUCGUUUGAUCGCAAAGUUUUUCAUCCAUGGUAAUAUUCCUGCAGAGAAAGCAGCAUGUCCUCAUUAUCAAAAUAUGGUGAUCGGAAUCCAAAGAGCAGGAGAAGGAGUUCAACCCCCCACACCUUAUGAGAUAAGGAACAAGUAUUUGGAUAUGGAGUUCAAAGACAUUUCUGAAUAUGUCAACACCUUGAGGGCAACAUGGGAGACUUAUGGAUGCACGAUCAUGUGCGAUGGAUGGUCAGGGCCAACUAGAUUGUCCAUCAUAAAUUUCAUGGUCUAUUCCAAAGGUACCACUGUUUUUCUCAAGUCAGUUGAUUCUUCUGGUGAGAAAAAAGAGCAUCACUAUAUAUACAAACUCUUGAAGGAAGUUGUCAGAGAGGUUGGAGAGCACAAUGCGGUUCAAGUGGUGACUGACAAUGCUGCUAAUUAUGUUAAAGCUGGUAAGAAGUUGAUGAAACACCAUAAUAUAUAUUGGACUUCUUGUGCAGCUCACUGCAUUGAUCUCAUUUUCGAAGAAAUGGGGAAGAAAGAACAAAUUGCAAAGGUGAUUGACAAAGGUAAAAUUAUUUCAAAAUACAUUUACAAUCAUAAUUUGUUGUUGAGCAAGAUGCGGGAUUUUUGUAAAGGAGAAAUUAUUCGUGCCGCACCAACUCGAUUCGCAACCAACUUCAUUUCAUUGGAAAGCUUGGUCAAGAAGAAGUCAGGAUUGAAGCAAUUGUUUUCAAGUGAUUGGUGGACCAACAUUAAUUUUAGUCGCACUGAUCAUGGUCGCAUUGUUGAAGAUAUUAUAUUUGAUCAAGCAUUUUGGAAUCAAGCAGAAAAUGUGUGUCAAAUUUCUGAGCCCCUUUAUAAAGUAUUACGCGUUGUUGACACAGAAGUCUAUCCAACCAUGGGUGCUGUUUAUGAGCUGAUGCGUGUAGUGAAACAAGAGUUAGAAAGAAAGUGUUUGGACCCAAAAUGA
Rosa rugosa (rugosa rose) is the source of this 1566-nucleotide messenger RNA. RefSeq lists its product as uncharacterized. The transcript has a single exon. The record is from RefSeq and is a predicted model, not a curated record. Bases 1 to 1566 code for a protein of 521 amino acids. Gene Ontology annotation, molecular function: DNA binding. Lineage: Eukaryota; Viridiplantae; Streptophyta; Magnoliopsida; Rosales; Rosaceae.